Molecule: messenger RNA, 1289 nt
Organism: Lymnaea stagnalis (great pond snail)
Lineage: Eukaryota; Metazoa; Mollusca; Gastropoda; Lymnaeidae
Source: the annotation of a GenBank genome assembly
GUAGGGAUGUUAAUCCUAGUUUGACUCUGAUAUGGACCACAUUCUUAUCAUUCCAAACAUUCUGUUAUCAACAAAAGAAAGUCAUCAUAGAGUUCUUGUAAUGUCCGUUUUAAUAGUUCGAAUAAAAAGCUUUACAGCCCUCUAACGUUCUCUUUGUAUUCGAUAAUAAAAUGGAUGAGUUUAACAACAACACUUCCACAUUGCUUGGCUUGCAUAAUAUUUCACUGAGAGACGUGGGCCAUUCUUCAUCAAUGGUCAUCAUAGACUCUCUGAUCACAGAUUAUCAGUUCGCCCUCAUCAUGGCCGCUUACUCGGCGCUCGGAAUAUUCGUCUCGUCUUUCGGACUGGUCACCAACGCCAUCAACAUUAAAACGUUUAUUUCCAUGGGAGUCGAUGGCGGUCUCAACUUGUCUUUCCUUUUCCUUUCGUGUUCCGAGUUCGUUUGUUUUCUGGCCGCGCUGGGCUACGAGAUGGCCAUGGCCUUCUGGGUGACGGAGAUUGUGACUAACUACAAGAUAUGGUUUGAUAUUCACCCGUACGCUAUCAACAAUUUCUUCGGGAAUGUCCGAAACUGUCUGUUUGAGAUCCCCGUCCUGAUCACAACGUAUCUCUCCGUCGCCAAGUGCAUGUGUGUGGUGAGGCCGCUACAUUUUAAAAAUAUGUUUUCGAUUUCAAAAACUUUUUGGGUUAUGAUUGGAAUUUCAGUGUUCGCCAUCGGAAGUGACGUGCCGGUAUUAGCCAACAUGGGAGUGACGAGACAGUUUGACAAACAAAUCAACAAAACCCGACCGAUGCUGUGGCUAUCGCCACAUCGAGAUAUCAUCAAAAAUAUCGUGUGGUUAUCCAGAGACUCAAUCCCAGCAAUACUUUCUCAGGCCAUCAUCAUCGUCUGUGUCGUUGUCAUGUCCAACACACUCAGAAAGUCUGCCAAAUUUCGCGAAACUUCUUCAUCCAUCCGUGUCACAGAUCGUGAAAAUGGAUUAGAUUCUAGAAAAGGUAGGAAAUCUGCAGACGUUAGAAGUAAUAAAGAUCUCCAGGUGAUCAAACAGGUCGUGGUGCUGUCUGUUGUCUACAUUUUAGGCAACACGCCGAAGAUUGUCGUCUUCACAGCCUUGCAGCUGGUGCCAGACUUGACCCUUGGCAGACGCUACCAGAAUGUCUACAUCGUCAUCAUGAACGCCAGAGAACUUUCUGAAAUGAUCAUGUCGGCUGUCAAUCUUCUCAUUUACUACAAGUACAACUCAAAGUUCAGACGCCACUGCCAACUAAAUUUUUUUGCUUCGAAAUAG